AUGCAUGUUCUCCAUUCAUUCUACGCGGCUCUAUCAAUAUGUGCUUUGGACAAGUCGAUCGCAAAGCGCGACCUCGAAGUGCAGCGAGAGAAUGGAGAUGCAAAACACACAUACGGUCGCUUACCUCAUGAGUCGGCCACAGGCGCCAUUCAAGAUAUCAUUACAACCAUAAAGAAGAAACCCAGGUAUGAUGGGCCGUCGAGCACUCAGGGCGGGGCCCAGAAAGUGAAGAGGAAGAAAGAAUCGGUGACAGCUUCAGGAUCAGGCGAACGCACGGUGCGAGACCUCGAGGUCACUAGCGAGCCAAACCGGACACGAACGACUGGUUCUGCCAGCAGCGAGUUGAGGAGGCGCCAGAAUUGUGCCACUCCAGAGGAGAGUACAGUUCAAUUACCCGCAAGGCAGGUGACAACAAACAUCACGAGCAACGCGCAGAAUACAUCAAGGUCAAGGUUCCGCCCCCGCCUUCCACGGUCGAUGUUUCGAGCGAAUACUGCUGUAGCAGCACAGGACGUCGACACAAACCAACAUCCGGCAGAAGUCCCUACAGCUCUGCCUCCAGAAGUCACGUCAGCACGUUCAAGUCUGGAGCAAUCAGAGAGAGCCGCGUCUGGUCAGCCCGAUGUGCCCCCACAUCCACCCGCAAAGGACGCCCACGAUGUGCUUGCAAAGCCAAACCAUUCACUGGACCCUGAAGAAUCACACAAUACCUUUCGCCAGCCUGGUAUGACUCGUCGGCAGUCAAAUGCUUUUGUAUUUGAUCCAGUAUCUCGAAAUUUGCGUGAGAGCCUGUCAUCUUCAAUUAUAAAUGCAGCGGUCGCCCCAACAACCCCACUUGCUGGCAGCAUUCUCGAUCUUAGAGACGAUCGAUUUCCCGCUGCCGCCAGCCCUUAUCAAUUGACGGAGGUCCAGGCCCAGCUCCUAACCCGGCUGCCACCACAGGCUCGAGCAGAGAUUCAGGCACAGCGUGUACACCAUGCAGAAAGGCUCGCGAAGGAACCGCUCAAGAUGCGAGCAGCAACACAUAGCCAAUUUGCAGCUGAGAUGCAAGCACGGAUGGAGGCUCAGCUUAAUUCCUUGGGCAUGGAUGAUGCAGACUUCGACGAUGGCUUGGAAGAGUCAAAUUUCAUUGGGUUAUGAGGCUUUCCUCAACCCAUCUGCACGACCG
Molecule: messenger RNA, 1168 nt
Organism: Macroventuria anomochaeta
Lineage: Eukaryota; Fungi; Ascomycota; Dothideomycetes; Pleosporales; Didymellaceae
Exons: 3
Coding region: 1-1140 (379 amino acids)
Source: RefSeq, a predicted model, not a curated record